Molecule: messenger RNA, 1668 nt
Organism: Dermacentor silvarum
Lineage: Eukaryota; Metazoa; Arthropoda; Arachnida; Ixodida; Ixodidae
Exons: 5
Coding region: 1-1668 (555 amino acids)
Biological process (GO): transmembrane transport
Cellular component (GO): membrane
Molecular function (GO): transmembrane transporter activity
Source: RefSeq, a predicted model, not a curated record
AUGUCGAGCGAGCAGCAGCCCGGCCAGAAGGCCAUCGAGGCCUUGCGUAACUGGCAGCCCUCGGUUCGCGGCGGCACGCCGGCCACGGCUGAGACGGCCACCGAGGUGACGACCACUGGACACCACGUGGUGUGCGCGCUUGUCGCCUGCCUCAGCUCGUGCGCAGCCGGCACGACCCUGGGCUACGCGUCGGCGGCCAUGCCUUCCAUCGAGCACGAGUCCUGGUACGACCUGCAUAACAACGCGCAGGAAAGCCGCUGGUUCGCCGACCUCCUCCUACUGGUCGCGGCGCCCGGAGCCCUCGCAGCCGGCUUCCUGCUGGAAAUGGUGGGAAACCGGCGGAUGCUGCUGGUGUCCGCUUUCGGUCUGCUGGGCAGCUGGCUGAGCCUGCUCUUUUCGACCAGCACAAGGGCGAUGUUCGUGGCGCGCCUCAUGGCCGGCGUUUUCCUGGGCGCCAUCUCCAGCUCUGCCGGUGUCCACGUUGCCGAGAUAUGCCCCAGCGAACGCCGAGCUUUCUUCCUCGGCUUUGUCGAGGUGUCCAGGAGCAUGGGAAUGCUGGUGGCGUACGUGUUGGGCCAUUACUUCACGUGGGAGGUACACGCCGGUCUCUGCAUGUUGCCGCCCCUGGUGCUCAUGUGCCUGCAGCGUUACGUCCUGGACAGCCCCCAGUGGCUCCUGCGCCACGGCAAGAGGACCGAAGCCCUAGCCGUGUUGUCCCGACUCUACGGCCUCGACAUCCCCACCGAGUUCAGGAUACGAUCGGCCGAGGAGAUCGCCAAAACCAAACCCAGCCCCACAUCCAUCAAGUGCGCAAAGUGUAUGGCCCUGGCGUUGCUCCUGCAGCUCCUUCCUGAACUGUCCGGCGCUCAGCUGCUGCUGCUGCGCGGCGAUCAAGUGAUGCUCUCGCUGAUGGCCGAGACAGAACCCUGGGACGCAGUGGGUGUACUGCUGGUCGCCGGUCACGUCGCGCUGUCCGGCGCGUUCACCUCGCUCACCAGAGUAGCCGGACGACGGCACCUUCUGCUCCUGUCCGCCGUCAUCACGGCCAUCUGCAUGGUCGCUCUCAGCCCACUCCAGCACCUCGUAUUCAGGUUCUCGCCUUUAUUUUCAUCCUUACCGAGAAAAGAUGUUUGUACCGUACCCGGCACCCACCGGGAAUGUCCUACAAAUCACUUACUUUAUAAACGGGACAAUAUUUUAGUAACACUCCACAACGUCAUAACGCGACUUUCAUUGUGUUUGUAUGCUCGUUCCACGCACAAUAAUGGCAGCCACUGGACAGUGGAGGAUCGGCCCAGGCUCACCAACUGGAACGGCAUCUACGCCGUGGGCCUUCUGCUGGCCAGCCACUCCCUGGGUCUGGGCCACGUGCCCGCGCUGCUCGUGCCCGAGCUCCUUCCGGGUCGUGUGCGCUGCGUUGGAGCGGCGAGCUCGUGGGCCGGCCGCUGGCUGCUCGCCUUCCUGCUGGCGCAUGAGGACGCCUGGCUGAGCGAGGUCGCAUCGAGCAGCCAUGGACUCGUACCCGGCCUCGUCCUGGUCUUCGGAGCCAUCAUGGCAGCAUUCGUGACGCCGGAAACCGAGGGCCGCACACUUUUGGCCAUCGAGGCGGCGCGUGACGACGACUGGCUGAACCAUUGUCGGACGUUUCUUCUGACCGUGGAUAGAUAG